Molecule: messenger RNA, 228 nt
Organism: Ilex paraguariensis (yerba mate)
Lineage: Eukaryota; Viridiplantae; Streptophyta; Magnoliopsida; Aquifoliales; Aquifoliaceae
Source: the annotation of a GenBank genome assembly
AAUAUCAAAGGUAUUGUACCACAGUUGUCAUGCGUUGUGAUGGAUGGUGUUGUGGGUUCGAUUCAUAGCAUUGGCACAAAACCGAGAAACAGAAUUGAACCCCAUCAUUCCUGCGUUGGCACAUGCAUGCCCUUCUCUCCUGGUUAUCUCCGCCUUCAAAUGUACUGGGGAAGUAACAUGAGUUCCCAGUGCAGUACCAUACUAUCUACCCUGCAUUCUGACAAUUAG